Thamnophis sirtalis is the source of this 5189-nucleotide messenger RNA. The record is from RefSeq and is a predicted model, not a curated record. NCBI's taxonomy places the organism in Eukaryota, Metazoa, Chordata, Lepidosauria, Squamata, Natricidae.
GAGCCGCCGCCGGCCGGGAAGGAAGGAAGGAAGGCAGCCGCGCAGGCGGGCCCCGCGCCCGGCGCUCCCGAGUGGAUGUAAAGCGCUGGGCCAGCGCCGCUCCAAGAUGCUUCUAGUUUCCCCGCGGGUAGAAGCACCACGCAUGGAGCCCCACAUCACGGGAUCUGUGAAGAGGAAAGUGGCGGACGAUGCGUCUCCCGCCUCCGGCGCCAUGCCCGACCUCCUCUUCCCAAGCGAGAGCAAGCGGCUUUGUCUGGACGACGUCACUCUCUCCAUGGGCCCCGGGUCCAAUUCUGUUUCAUGCCCCGAUAUGCAGGGCUCUCCGUAUUCAACCAAUCACGGGACUCCCGCCAUGCCCGGACACGGAAUGCUCCUUGAGAACAACCACAUGAAUGGGAGCGGGAUGGGGUCUCCCUUCGCCGUCCCUCCGAAUGCCGAGGUUGGGCAGAAAGGGCCCCUCGGGGGCCAUUACGGCGAGAAAGGGAGCAACAUGCACGCCGUGGACCAAGAACUUCAGGAUUUGCUGGAAGAGUUGACCAAGAUGCCGGAUCCUUCUCCCAACGACCUGGACCUGGAGAAGAUCUUAGGGAGCAAGCCCGAAGAGCCCAUGGGGGGCCUGGCCCACCCGCCCUCAGCCAUGAACAGCUCUUCCAAAUCUUCUCCGCAGGCCCCCCCCUUGGACAAUCACCUCCCCAGCAAAGAUUUCUCUCCCGGAUGCAACCCAAGCGGAGGCUCCCCUUCCGGAGCCGGAUACUCGGUCCCGUCUCAGAACAAGGCUGUGGGGUCACCCAUUUCCUCGGCCACGCCCAACAAGGGACAGGCCCUCCAUAUGUCCGGGGCCAAUUGGCACGCCCAGCAGUUGAAGCACUUAGCCAGCAAGCAGGCGCCAACGUCCAAGCCCCCAACGCCCAACUGGCCCACCAUCUCUUCCCAAGGCCUUUCGCCUCCUUACCGGCAAGGCUCUUCUCCUCACCACCAGCCCUUCAGCCCCCAAAACGUCAUGAUCUCCGGCAUGACUCCCAACGGCCUGCCAGGAAGCAACAUCCAGAGCCCCCAGAACCCUCUGCUCUCCAGCAUCACGUCCAACAGUAACCCCCCCGGGGGUCUCUCUCCCCCUUUUGGGCCAGAGAAGCUCUCCAGUCCGGUCCUCAAUCAGCAGCCUUUCAGCCCUCCCAGCUCCAUCAUGUCCAGCAUCUCAACCAGCAGCAUUAAGAGUUCCCCCAACGCGGGGCCGUCGCCCUACAGGCCGGAGAAGCUCUCCAGCCCAGCUUUGCACCAGCAGCCUUUCAGCCCUCAAGGCACCUUGAUCGCCAACGCCACCCCAACCAGCAACCCCGCCAACAUGCCGGGCUCCCUCUACAAAAACAUGCCGCCCUCCCAGUCCAAGAACAUGAACGUCAUGCUGACGCAGUCUUCCAACAGCAUCCAAGCGGGGUUGGGGAGCGAAGGGCCCGGGGCCCAAGACCAGUUUUCCUUCAGCAACACCAAGCCCCUCUCCCACUUCAGCUCAGAGGCCGCCCCUCCCCAGAAGAUGCCGCCCAUGGGGUCCACCGCGGGCCAACAGUCCCUCAUGCACUAUCUUCAGCAGCAAGCUGCAACCUCGCCACAGUCCCAACAAGUCAACAACAACCAGUUCCUCCAGCAGCAGCUCCGGCAGUUGAUGCAGCCGCCGCAACGGAUGCCGCAGCGGCACGUCCAGCCGUCCCCGUUGUCAUCGCAGGUGCGACAGGACCAGCCGCCUGGCAUCGGCGCUCGGAUGCAGGAGCCAGGAGUCUCCGCCAACUCAGGGUCAGGGCCUGCGCAGCCUCCAGCCUUGGUGAAUGACUACACCAUGAGGAACCAUCUCCUAAAGCAGCAAAUUAUGAGACGGCGGCAACAGCAGCAGCAGCAACAGCAACAACAGCAACAACAACAACAGCAGCAACAACAGCAACAACAGCAGCAACAGCAGCAACAUCAGCAGCAGCAGCUCCAGGAAAAGCAAAGGCUGGGCAUGAUGGGAGUGGCAGCUGAGCAAAGGAGUCCCUUUGUGGGACAGCAGAUGAGCCAGUUUCCCGCAGUUUCGCAGUCCCUGCCGACCGACUGCAGCCAGAGCAUGCAAUCCCCUGGCUCCACCCACCGCAUGAUGCCCCCCACCCAAGGGAUGCUCCAGAGCACCAUGGGCCCCGGCCUUGGUCCCGCGGCCGCCGUGAACCAGAACAGUGGAGCAAUGGUGAUGAUCCCCCAUAACAAGCAACCCGCCAUCUUCCCCCCAAAUACCGAUUUCAACCUCCCACUCCGAGGAAGCCAAAACUCCCUGGCCAUGACGUCGGGGUGUCAAACUGUUCACAGCCAUCCCGCAGCCCGGCCAGGGAUGGCUGCGCCCAACUUCACAGCUGGGGCUUUGGUCAACCAUUCUUCCGCCCAGCAGCACUUGAGGCAACCCGCCAUGGCCAGAAUGCCUGCCAUCUACUCCAAUUCUUCGGCGCCGAUGUGGACACCAACCGUCGUCCCCAGAAUGCCCAGCCAAAAUCCGAUGGAGGCCGCCAUGCACCAGUUCCCGAACAACCCCGUCUUCUCCAAACAGAACAUCAGGUCAAGCAUCCCCAGCCAACCGUUUUCUCACCAAGCCGGGCCUCCCCCCAACCAGAUUGUCCCCGGGAUGCAGGCCAGGCAGAUGCAGAAAAUGAACCUUGGACCUUCUAACCAAAGCUUAAUCCCUCCAAAUAACCAGAACCUGAGACAUGGUUUGACCAGAGGACCCUUGCCAUCUGCCAUGAAUGUUAUGAAAUCCAUGCCCCAAGGGGUCUCGGGGUUCAACCAACUCAACGCCGGCCCAGCUGUUGGGCCACCCAGUUAUCCAGGCUCAGCUGGGCAGUCCUCCAUGACCUUCAACAGAAUGAACGCUCCUUUGGAGUUGUCGCCACAAUACGACUUUGUACCGCAACAGAGCAACGCCAUGUUGCCUGGGUCGUGCAGCGAAGCUGACUUGAUCGACUGUCUGAUGAAAAACAGCGGCGGCUCGGAUGAGGACUGGCUAAAUAAUUUGACACUGAUAGAUGAUAUUUUGGGACAACACAUUCAGAGCGCUGGGCAUGUCUGACUCUCGAGAGGAACGGAAGGAAGUGUAAAUAAUUUUGCAGGAUCUGGAACGGAAUCUUAAGCAAUGACAAAAACGUAUUUUAAAUCUUUUUUUUUUUUUCCCGAAUCGAAAGGAAAAAAUGACGUCCACUUUGCUUAACUGCCCUCGGGCGUUUUUUUUUUCUCCUUUUCUUUUCGUUUUUUUUUUUCAAGCAGCUGUGUACAUAUCUGAAUAUUUUGUAAAUUAUGUUUUCCUAAACAUUAAAUAUGGAAGUAUUUAUACUUCUUUGCUGGACGCUGUAAAUACCUUAUAGAAUACCUUUUUUUUUCUUAUAUUAUAGGAAUUACACUUUGUUCUAAAUAUGCAAAUAUUAUUGUUAGUUCCAGUAAUACUGUGUAUUACAGCAUCAAAUGUUUUAUGUUUUUGACAUAACGUAUGAAUGAGCGGUGCCCUGGAAAACAGAAUAAACCGAAAGAAAAAUUCGCAACGAUUCUUACUUCCCUCUUUCUCCUAGUGCAAAUUGGAUAAUCCCCAUUUUUCAUUGGCUGCCAAAACAGCUUCACAAGUUAGUUCCAUGGGACAAACUCCUACACGAAAUGGGAAAAUGUUGGGGGGGGGGUUCUUCACGCAGUGAGUGUCUUCUCACGGCACGAUCUUAAGGGGGGGACAGGCAAAAUUUGGGGGGGGGGGGGUUGCGUGCAUUGGAAAGCCAAUCCUUUGAAUCUGAUGUAGUCUGUGUAAAAAAAAAAAACCCGUUGUGAACAUUCUCCUUAAAAACCUAAUUCCUCCAAAGUCCUGGAAAUUGUAAAAAAAAGAAAGUAAAAGCAAUUUCCCCAAAAGCAAUUUUCUGAGGUUGUCCCGUUCUUUCCUUUCUUCUAGCUCUCUUUCUCUUUCUGUUAUUUGUAUACCUCCUGUGGACAUAGGCUUAGUACACACUUUUUCUUUUAAUUUUCUAACAAUUCCUGUGUUGUGCUACCUCUAACUAAAGACACCGGUGCUUCGUAGUUUCCCCUUUUAAUUGCUCCGGUUUUUUAAAAAAUUCCUGAAGAAAAGAAGCCAUUGAAAUAUUGGGGGGUUGGGGCAGUCUUUCCGAGUGAAGCCUCCGCAGGGGUGAACAAACCCCACGGAUAAGAUCCAAGCAAGGUGCAGAGCUGAGAGUAGCUACUUCCUUCCCAAACGUUCAAUCGGCAAGACCGCCCCCCGAUGAUACUACAGGUAGUCCUCGGCAGACGACUGCCAUCUGCCCGUGACAAUGGUGUGAUGGCCGUAAAACCAUCUUUGCAAGCCUUAAUUUGCGGCAGGCGUUAAGAAAAAUGUCGCAAAGUAGCUGCCGCCGUCACUAAGCGGACGACACGACCUUUAAGCCAACCGGCGUUUCCUAAUUGGCCUGGUUUUGCUGAAAAACCAGACGUUAAAAGUGCCUGUUUUCAGGCAAACCGUCAUCAAAUGUGAUUGUGGGGCCCUUUUAAUAAGCCGUAAUUGUGGCUAUGCUGCAGGGGGAGCUGCCAUCCUCAGACCUUUGAAUCCUAUUCACCCUGUUUUUGGAUCAGUCGUAACUUUGAAUGGUUGCUAAGUGAACGGUCGUACGUCAAGGUCUCCCAACAACCAAGACAUGGCGAUGUGGCAAUGCAAAGCUGCCCCUGGAGGAAUCCAGCGUUGGUCUUGAGAACCUGUUAGAAUGCCACGGCUAGCUUUGCAAAAUUAUCUCUGCCAGGAUGCCCAGCUCUGAAAACAAUUGUCUUUCUCGUUUGCCCACGUCAAUCAUGUAUAUUUGUAGCAUACAAAUUCUUGGCUCCAAAUUAUUAUUGUUAUUAUUUUGUAUUCUGUUUUAAAUAUACGGAUUUCCCCCCCUCUCCCACCCCAAUUCCCCGGGAUAAAGAUGUCGAUUAAAAACACAACAUAACUUAACUUUGGAUGUUUUUUCUGUCAUGUAUAUUUAAAGAGUCUGUUUAUCAAAGAAAUCCAUUGUACUGUACACUUCUUCAAAAAAAAAAUAUGUUCCUACUUUGUGUAACCAUAUUUUAAUAGCCACAACCUCCUCCUCCAUUUGUAAAAUUAACAUUCAUGUCAGACGCACCAAACUGUUUUUUCCUUCAUACCAUAAUAAACUGCCAGGGAAAAAAUUGCA